AUGCAUGACUUUGCUAGUUACCUAAACUGUGGUUAUGGCACUAAAGAUGACGAUUACACCUGCAUCUCCUGUCCGGCCGGGAAGUUCUCCAAAGGCAAAUACGAGAUCUGCCGUCGCCACAAAGACUGCGACUCGCUGUACCGCGCCACCGUCCUGACGCCGGGGACUCUGGAGAGCGACGCCGAGUGUGGACCGUGUUUACCGGGGUACUACAUUCUGGAGAACCGUCCGCGUAACAUCUAUGGCAUGGUGUGUCACUCCUGUCAGAACGCUCCUCGAAACAUCAAAGAGUGCAUGCAGUCGACGCCGCCGUCACCGGGCCGAGCUCCCAGCGUGUCGUCCAGCAGCACCACCAUAUUCCCACACGCAGAGAAAGAUCCAACAGGACAAGGUCACCUAGCAACGGCCCUCAUCAUCGCCAUGUCAACCAUCUUCAUCAUGGCCAUCGCUAUAGUGAUGAUUAUUAUGUUCUACAUCCUGAAGACCAAACCGAGUGGACAAGCAUGCUGCUCUGGACAAAUAAUAAAGACAGUGGAAGCCCAAACAAACAAGCAGGAGGAGAAGAAGGAGGUUCAAGAAAACGUGGUGAUCUUUGCAGAAAAGGAUGAAUUUGAUAAGCUUAAGCCUUCAUCUCCAAAAACAGCAAAGAGUGAGAACGACGCGUCAUCAGAGAACGAGCAGCUUUUGAGUCGCAGCAUCGAUAGUGACGAGGAAGCAGCUCAGGACAAACAGGGAGCCGCUGACCUUUGCCUUCUGUCUCUGGUGCAUCUGACGCGGGACAAGACCGGCUCCACCAACCCCAUCAGCAACAACAAUAACACCACCAGCAGCAGAGCCACCGGGAUUCACAGCAGAAGGAAAAAGAUCCUGGAUUUGUACACAAAAGCCUGCAGUGUUGCGGAGGGUCUGAGUCCGACCGAGCUGGCGUUCGACUGUCUGGAGCGCAGCAGCCGCAUGCUCAGCGCCACCUACAGCACGGACAAGGCAGUGGUGAAGACGUGGAGGCAUCUCGCCGAGAGCUUCGGCCUGAAGCGCGACGAGAUCGGAGGCAUGACGGAUGGCAUGCAGCUCUUCGACCGUAUCAGUACGGCGGGAUACAGCAUCCCGGACCUGCUGACCCGUCUGGUCCAGAUCGAACGGCUGGAUGCCGUCGAGACCCUCUGUUUCGACAUUCUGGGCCCCGAGAACAGCGUCCCUCCAUCCAGCCACCAUCCCAAUCUCACCUCCCGCUGCGCCAGCGUCUGAGAGAACCCAUCCAGACCAGGGCUGCAGCCUCAUUUAUAAAGUGUUGCGCAGAAACCAUCCUAACCCAGGUU
Molecule: messenger RNA, 1316 nt
Organism: Sinocyclocheilus grahami
Lineage: Eukaryota; Metazoa; Chordata; Actinopteri; Cypriniformes; Cyprinidae
Product: tumor necrosis factor receptor superfamily member EDAR-like
Exons: 10
Coding region: 1-1245 (414 amino acids)
Biological process (GO): positive regulation of canonical NF-kappaB signal transduction; positive regulation of JNK cascade
Cellular component (GO): plasma membrane
Molecular function (GO): signaling receptor activity
Source: RefSeq, a predicted model, not a curated record